AUGACCAAGCCCAAUUUAUUAGAGCUCCCAGUAGGAGCCCGGCUCGUCUAUCUCGCUGAAGGCGGUGCCAAUGUUAUCUACCGAAUUCUUUCUCCAGCGGAAAUGAACGUUGGUCAGAAGAAUGACCUCUCAACGGCUGUUUCCAGCUCACUAUCCAGUGCGAUGGAUACGAUCCAUGUCCCAGCCAGAUUCCAAGGCAAAUUGCUCCGGCUUCGAAAAGACACGAGCGCGGGGAUCUCAUACCAAGAAAUUGCACGCAAUUUCGAUCGAUGUAUACGUCCUCUUUUCAGACCAGAAGAGCUAGUUGACCAGGAGCUUGUGUAUCUCCCAAAAGGGCUUGUGCAUUCUUGCAACGAGCAGCUACAGGCAGCAGAGCGAAAGGGCCAGCGUCCAAAACGACGCCAAGGAGUGUAUCUCUCCACGGUCGAGCCGUUCGGCUUACUCAUAACAGAUAUGACCGCAUUUAGCAGUCCUGGGACAACGCUUUCCGAGUUAAAGCCCAAAUGGCUGCUUCAAUCUCCAUCCGCACCACCUAACUCUCGCAGAUGCCGAACCUGCGCACUCCGCGACAUGAAAACUCAAAAAGCGCGCAGAAAAGGAGUGGCAGGAGAGGAAUCCUUCUGCCCGCUGGACUUGGUAUCUGACAGGUUCGACAAUGUUCUCCGUGCGGCCCAAUUUGUGAAAGGGUGCAAAGACCAGGCACGGCUGGCAAAGGUACUCUAUCGCAAUAGUACGCUGCAGCGGCUCUUGACACAUCAGAAAACCUUACAAGAUGUGGGGCUCUAUGGUCCACCCCCAACCUCUCGAGAGAAGUCGCUUGCGAUGACUCUGCGAGACUGCACCAUGUUCAUAAGGAUGCCACGCGACGAUUCCGGACGUGUGGAGAUCCGACUGGGCGAUUUGGAUCUCAAGACCGGGGCGGGAGGGAAAGCCCAGUAUUGGCUUGACCUGGAGCACCAGUUGAUCGUGGAAGACUGGUACGCAGGGGCCAAGAGUAAUGUAUCGGAGAGCGAGUGCGCUCAGCAGAGCCCACGGAUACAUUCACAAUCGUCCAUAUAA
Molecule: messenger RNA, 1059 nt
Organism: Aspergillus sclerotioniger CBS 115572
Lineage: Eukaryota; Fungi; Ascomycota; Eurotiomycetes; Eurotiales; Aspergillaceae
Product: inositol-pentakisphosphate 2-kinase
Exons: 2
Coding region: 1-1059 (352 amino acids)
Biological process (GO): inositol phosphate biosynthetic process
Cellular component (GO): nucleus
Molecular function (GO): inositol-1,3,4,5,6-pentakisphosphate 2-kinase activity; ATP binding
Source: RefSeq, a predicted model, not a curated record